This is a messenger RNA of Xiphophorus maculatus (southern platyfish), 1799 nucleotides long. RefSeq lists its product as uncharacterized. The coding region runs from base 6 to 1502 and encodes 498 amino acids. NCBI's taxonomy places the organism in Eukaryota, Metazoa, Chordata, Actinopteri, Cyprinodontiformes, Poeciliidae. The record is from RefSeq and is a predicted model, not a curated record. The transcript has 2 exons.
AAACAAUGGAUGUAAGUUGUGUUCUGUCAGUGAAUCAAUUCUUGUAUGUGAGCCGCAUCUACAAGGACAAACUACAGCGCAUACUGGAUGAGAAUGAAGUUGAAAUCAGAUCAGAGGUCGUGAAAUUUGAAUCCAAGCGUAAAGAUGGAAAACCAAAUGAAGCAAAGACAAAGUUCGUAGAUCUUGUCCAGGAUUGCUUGGCUGAUUUCAGUGGUUCAGUUUUUUCUCCCAUCUCUUCAGAUCCAGAUCAGUUGAACAGAGCAUUGGAAGUCAUCAUGAACAAGGAAAGCAAACUUUUAGCCAACAUAUCCUCUAAAGAAAUAAGAGUUUUUGGACCAAAUGGCCAGCGAACGUUUCUUGAUUCAAUGUUAAAACCAUCACAUAAAACUAGCACUGGUUAUGAAGAGUCUGAACGUUGGUCUUCGUCUUCAAACAUCAGUGGUGAUCUCCUGGUGAAAAUCAACAUGACAAUCAAAGAUGAUCUUGCUGAUGAAGGUCUGACAAUAGAUAAGAACCAGUGGAAAAACCUGAAGUCUUCUUAUGAUAACCACCUUAAAGUGAUCAAAGCUAAGUUCAAUGUGGAUUUUAAGGAAUCCAGCAUCAGUGAGGGCAAAGUUAAUGUCAAACCAUCAUAUAAAGGACAUGGAGGAAACCCAGCAAUGGAGAACCAUGCUGUCAGAGCUCUGCUGCAUCUGUACCUGAAGACGUCACCCAUGCCACUUCAUGCCACUAGAUUCAGUGGUUCUAAAGAGGCGUCCAAUGGAACUAAAAUAAACAGUCAUUUAACUAAAAACAGAGAAGAAUCAGUGGGAGAGGCUGAAACAGGGGACAACAAAGAUGACAAAUAUUCUGUAGGUUUUAACCAGCUUACCAACAAGAAGCAACUGAAGUGGAAGCAUGAAUCUUUCGUGGAGAUCCUGCAAACAGCAGAUGAUGCUUCAGCGAUGCUGCCAACUUCUCUGACACCUUCAGUAAACAUCAAAGCUGCUGUUUCAGAGCUCCCAGAAAACACUAGAACACAGGAUAAGGUCCUCCCCAGGAAACAGGGUAAUCCAUACACCCUUACAGCGGCAACCCUUCCUGCUAUAAAGGUUAAAGAUCCAGCUGAAGAAAGUUGCCUUCUGUCUCUGAAUUACGUCUGGUACAUUAGUCGCAUCUGCAAGGAAGGAAUUAAACAGAUUGAGAGGAAGAAUAAAAUUAAAAUGGUGGCACAGGCCCAUGUGACAUUUAAAGCUGAACAGGAAGAUGGAAACCCCCAUGAAGCUCGCAAUGAGUUCAUUAAUCUCUCACAGAGCUGCUCUGCUGAUUCAGGUGAGGCAGUGAUUCCUCUCAAGUUUGUAGAUCCAGAUCAGUGGAGUGAUGCAUUAAAAGUCUUCAAGAGAAGAAAGGACAAACUUUUGCUCACCAUGUCAUCUGACGAAGUUAUUGUUAGUGGUCCAAAGCAAAGCCAAGAUGAAUUCAGUGCAGUCCUGAAUGCGAUGCAGAAGACAAACACCUAUUGAACAACACGAACCUGCUACAGAUGGCACAUUACUAAGGAUGACAAGCAUGACCAAAAAAAGAGCCACAAGUUGAGACAAAACUGCCAACAGAGAACAUCAAAGUCAGGAAAAGAUAUACAUUAGUUCUCUCCUCUCAGGACCUUUAAUUUAUACUCCAAUAAAUCCAAUCAUUAAUUAUCAGAGGAAAAAGAACACUCUUAACAGUGUUGUGAAAAUUGGUAUAGAGUGGUGAGGUCUUUCCAGGCUAAUGCAGAAAACAUCAUAAAAGCCUGAGAGACGUAAGUAAUUGUAUUUUGA